This is a messenger RNA of Triticum aestivum (bread wheat), 778 nucleotides long. RefSeq lists its product as uncharacterized. NCBI's taxonomy places the organism in Eukaryota, Viridiplantae, Streptophyta, Magnoliopsida, Poales, Poaceae. The coding region runs from base 98 to 373 and encodes 91 amino acids. The transcript has a single exon. The record is from RefSeq and is a predicted model, not a curated record.
GCAAGAAAGAACCAAGCAAAGCCACCGAUUGAUUGAAGCAGAGUCAGAGAACGUGCGUCCCAGAAAGCGUCGGCCACCGGAGCGUCUCCAAUCGAGUAUGGACAAGGUGCUGGCCUUCUCCAUCCUGAGCGCCUCGCCGGCCGACAUCGCCCCCGGCGCCAGUAACGGCGGCAGCUGGGCUCGGCUGUCCUGGCGGGGAAGGAAGCUACAGGAGGGCGACCAGGCUCGAGCAGAAGGGAAACAUGGGAAGCAGGGCGGUCUGCCGGUGGAAGCAGAGAAGCAGCCGGGCAAGGGGAAAUCGCAGUCAACGCGGCCGCGGUUCGCGCCGGAGUUCGAUGGAAUCGACUGCUUCGAGACCAUAGUGUGCCAUUGAUCGGUAAAUCACGAACUGCCCCUGUUCCCGCCGCGCGUGUAACUACUAAUUCUUUCUUCAUUCGAUCACACCGUACGAUCGGCGUGUUCAUUCGUUGUUAACUUGUGCUUUUAACUGAAGCCGGAUGUUGUACAGAAUACAGAGUUGCCAGUAAACCAAGUUCUUUCAUAUGGUACAAAGAAACCCAUUUCGCCGGGAUUAUUUGGAUAAGCUUUGGCUUUGAAGUCUUGAUGUCAUGACGGAGUAGAGAUGUUUAGUCAGACUAAUCUAGAAUUGAACGGAGAGCACAACUUUGCUGAUAGUGGAACUAGCCAGCCCUCUGAUUUUGACAUCUACUUGGUUCUUCUCACGUCAGUUUCUUUUUGUGUCUGCUCACAUCUGUUCAUGAAUUAACAGGUGAAAUAA